AUGAAUUGGAAAUAUAGGACUAUACCAAAAUUCACUAAAAUAUUUAUGUACCAAUCUUCUUUAUUUUUAACUAUUAUAUCUCUCAUUCUAAUAUUAUUCCAUGGUUUCCCAUCAAUUGUAACUGAAUUUAAUAAACAUUAUUAUUACGUAAAUUUUAAAACAAAUUAUAUAAGCAAAGAUAUUCGUCUAAUACGCUAUUUGGAAACUCUAGAUGAGAGAAGUCAGAACAGUUCUAUAUAUUUUGAGCAAAAUUUAAUAAAUAGUAGAGUUUUAAAUACCAGAUCAUCUAAUAUAAUAUCAUGUCACUUAUUCCUAUUAGACAGUCAAAUUUCACAAGUGAAGAUGAAUUGUGUUUCUGGAAAUAAUUUGUGUGGCUGUACUGUUGAAGUUUUAGAUAGCUCAUAUGGCUUAGAAAUAGCAAAUAUUAGCUUGAUUCCAGAUUUAGAUAGAAUUUCGGUUUUAAAUAUUAUCAAGUUUAGGAGACUAUAUUAUGGAUUAAAUAUAUUAAUAAAAUAUAUUCAAAAUAAUUUUAAGAAUAAAAUAUCUGAAUUUUCUCAAGAUUCUUUUGAUAAUAUAAGAAAUAUAGGAUUGGUCUAUGAUGGUAUAGUAUUAACAUCAUUGUACGAAGAAUUAAGUAGAUAUAUUGAACAGAUUAUGAAUUUAGAAAACAAAGUUCAAUAUAGUAAUACCAACAACUCAAGGGUAUAUAAAACUAGUUUUAUAUUAUCACAUACAUAUACUAAUAAUAUAUUAAGGCGUAAUUUAAGUAUGGCCCCAAUUGAUGUAAAAGUUAUAAAUGUACUUAUAACAAAUAAUGACUCAGUAAAUUUUAUAUUAAAGAUUUUAAGGGAAUUUUCAAAAGUAAUUGGUAUAAGAAUUAAACAGUUUACUAGUAAAAUAGAUAUAUUGAAUAAUUCAAUAUUUUCCAAUGAUGUAAGUUUGGAUAUUGAGAAUCAAGAAGAUAAUUUUAGUUUUCAACUGAAUAAUAAUUUAAAUGAUAAAAACUUUUCAUCUGUUUAUAGCUUGUUUAGUAAAGAUAGUUCAGCUAAUACAGAACUAUGGUGGACUAUUUUGUCAUAUGACUAUUUAGAUAUCCUUUAUUGGAAUAAAGUUUAUCUUUUAAAUCUUGAUGAUAUAAUGAGAAAUAAUACUUAUAAUGAAGUACUGGUAAAUAUGAAAUAUUUAAGACAAGAUAUUAAUGAAACUAAUGGAGAAUCUGGCAUGUUGAUGAAAAUAAAUAGAGCUAUUUUAUUAUCUCCAGGUUAUAGAAAGAAAAUAAUAAGAUAUAGAUAUGAGAUGAAUUAUCGUAGGAUUUGUAUUAUUCAAGGGCAUGGAAAUCCAAGAGAGAUAUCUCGUUCUAGUUUAUCUCGUGCAACUAUAGCAGAAUAUGCUAGAUAUCAAGGAUACGGAUAUAUGAUGUUUGAUGAUAACUUUUUUUCAAAAGCUUCACUAGAUUUGAAUGUAGGUUUGGACAUUCCUAGAUUUUAUUUAAAAUUUUUUGCUACUAUAAAAACUUUAUUUGGGGAUUUACAUAAUUUUAAAAAAAUGUUUAGAAGGGAAAGUAAUUCAUCUAAAAUGUUUGAUAACCAAAUAUUUAGAUAUUGGGAUUAUGAAAAUAUAUUUGACUCUAUAUUUAAUAAUAUUGAUAAAUCAAAAUUAGAAUGGGAUUUAAAUCAUGACUUCUUAUAUCGUGAUAUUCCAAGUUCUAGGGUUUCCAGUAUUAAAUAUAAUGGAAUUAUUCAAUACACCCCAAGAAAUACAAAUAUUGGGGUGUGUGAUUACACAGUUUGGUUUGAUUCAGAUAUAAUUAUAACUAAUAGAUUUGUAUCUAUUGAAAGAUUAUUAUAUAAUUAUGAAGCUUAUAACAUAUCUAGCUUUAUUACAAACAAGACAAGUAAUUUAGUUGAUUUGGAAUAUAAAGAUUACUCAAAAAAACAUCGUUUAGUAUACUUAUUAGGUAAGGAUCAAUCAUGGGAAGAGAGACAUUCUCUAGUAAAUUCAGGCUUUUAUAUUAUUUAUAGAUCACCUUCUGCGAUGAAAGUCCUUUUUCAUUCUAUAUAUACAGAUCCAAAAAUCACAGAUAAUUAUAUUUUAUGGGGUCAUAAAUGGCCAGAGCAAUCUACAAUUAAUGAUGCUAUAUUUGAAUAUUUUGGUCACUCUCUUAGUAGUCCAUCAAAAACUAUUGAUAUUCAUUUAAUGAGCAAAGAUGAAAUUAAUAAACAAAUAUUUAUUUACUUUAAUAAUGGAUCUCCUAUAGCCUUUUCUUCCAAAUUUGGAGAUACUUGUGUUGCCACAAGUUCACAUAUUUUGAAUUCUGUUUGGUUCGAUAAUUCUAACUAUAUUGGUGAGGGAAGAUGGAGACCUGGAUAUUUUUUUAUACAUGCAUCAAAUACAAAUUCUGUACUUAGAUCUAAUAUUUUAGCAGGUCUUUUAUAUAUUAUAUAUAUUGAUGGAAUUAGUGAAAAAUUUAUUUACACAUUUAAUAAGACUUGUACUAUACCUCUGGAUCAAAUAAAUCAGGGAUUAGAUUAUUUAAUUGAAUACUUACACAAUAGAGACAAGGAAAAAAAUUUAUUAACAGAUAAAAGUAAGUCAUCUUCUCAGGUAUCCCUGGAAAUAAUUUUGGAAUUGAAUUUAUUAAGUAUUAAUUAUCAAACAAAUUUCAAACAAGAGAACUUUAUUGAUAGUUCAGGUAUUAUAUGCAAGGAAGUAAAUUAUUUUUUACAAGCUUUUAUAGAAACAGCUCUUCUUGCUUGUGUUGCAAUAUUGGGCAUGUUAUUAUCGUAUUCAAUGUAUUUAUCAAAUAAGAGACAACAGUAUAGUAUUAAGAACUAUAGUAGAAAUUUAUAUUUGACUUCUAAUAAAUUAGAAGUUUCUUAUUAG
Cryptosporidium muris RN66 is the source of this 2883-nucleotide messenger RNA. RefSeq lists its product as uncharacterized. The record is from RefSeq and is a predicted model, not a curated record. NCBI's taxonomy places the organism in Eukaryota, Apicomplexa, Conoidasida, Eucoccidiorida, Cryptosporidiidae. The transcript has a single exon. Bases 1 to 2883 code for a protein of 960 amino acids.